This is a messenger RNA of Nomia melanderi (Alkali bee), 4613 nucleotides long. RefSeq names its product RING finger protein unk (gene unk). Lineage: Eukaryota; Metazoa; Arthropoda; Insecta; Hymenoptera; Halictidae. Gene Ontology annotation, molecular function: metal ion binding. The record is from RefSeq and is a predicted model, not a curated record.
CGUAUUCAUUUUGAUUGGUCCCAGUUGAACGCUUUGAUUCGCAAUAAACUCGCAAUUGCGCAUGCUCUCGGAUCUCGUAUAUUCAGAAUACGAUAUUUCUCGUUUAAACUGAAAAACGUACAUUUUACGGUGAUGUUUUCGAACGUAAUUAAUUCUAUUAAUAUUGUCGAAACAUAAAAUGAAAUAACCUUCGUACGAUGCUCGUGUAAAAUCGAUCGAGUAUGUUUUUAAUGAUCGAGUACAGAUUUUACUACGUUUCAUUCGAACGAGAGGGGGCAAAGAAAGCGAAUCGCUUGUGCGCGACAAGCCAGUGUUAAACGUUGCAUAUCGCGGAUUACAAAUCUCGAAACGUGGUCGGACAAAUUUCGUCGAGGGAAAAACCAAUGAAGCUGACCGUAUUCGAUACAGGUAUCUACAGAAAUGCGUAUCGAAGUCACUGUGAAGGAGCGAUAAGAGAUGAUUCAUAAAUGCAACGUCUGCGAUAACGAAAUUUCAUUAGCCACGAGAAAAACGUGCUUGUCAUACAGAAAAUUCUGUUAAGAAAACUCGAGUUGUGAAACACGCAAGAUCAUUGGCCAUGGAAGUGAAACAGUUGGAAGUAAGCAUGGUGUGGAAGUGAAAGUGAGAGUGUGCCGAAUCAUAUCGUUUUAUUGAAACUGCGUAAUCAUCGAUCCGAGUUUACGGCGAACGAAGCAGGACACCAUUUCAUUCCUAAUACCGGUAGGAAGCUGUUGAAGAUAGACGUUUCAAGCGAUAGACCGAUGGGUUUUGAAUAUUUUUAACAAAUAUAAACAUUUCGUGUGCGAUCACGGAUGAGGUGCUCACAGAAUUAUGGGCAAAAUGUAACGCAAGAAAUAAUUGACGAAACGUCGGAGAGCCUGUAAUUGACAACCGAAUGUUAUUCGAGAGGAAACAUGUUAUUGAAAACAAAGUAUACGCGUGACCGGUAACAUUUAUGGAUAGAGUAUAUUGAAGGAAAGAUCAAAGGUAGACCUGUCGAAGUUUUGCAAAAGGUUCGGUUACACGUUGCUGGACGAAACAUCGGUGAGAACGUAGCAUAGAAUCGGAACUCGAUUCAGGUCGAAUGUGCAGAAUCGAUCGUUGCAUUUUCGACGCUCGCUUCCCCUUUUCACCGUGUACGGAAGGGCAACGAUAGCAGUGAACGUUUCACUGGCUGUACGAACGAGAAAGAACAAAAUGUUACAAUCGGCAAAGUGGACUAGUCGUUGAUUUUUUCGCACGAGAACACCGGCUUUUGAUAGGAGAGUGCGUGUUUACGUGCGAGCGAACCAAAACAUCAAUGACCUUGAAAGAGGAGCAGUCACGUGACCAGGAGGUAGCUCAAGGAUUGGACAGUCGAGGCGCAUAUAAUGUGUAUUGCGCCGUGCGCGCCCUGCGUCCCGCAUUCCGUGUCCGAUAGAUGGUAGAGAGGUUUGUCUAAGAGGGGAAAGGGGCGAAAGACAGACUACGCGACGGCAACGACGACGACGGCGACGACGAGGACGACGAGAAAGACGAGAAAGACGAGAAAGACGAGAGAGAGUGCCGUUCGCCCGUACGUCCGUGUGUGUGCGCGCGCGUUGAUCGCUUGUGUGUUGUCCCAAGAUGAAGUCCGACUCUAAACCUUUGUUGACAGCUCAGGCGGAAAAGGCGAAUCAUUACACAUACUUGAAGGAAUUUCGCGUCGAACAAUGUCCCCUCUUUAUACAGCGCAAAUGCACACAACACCGACCCUUCACGUGCUUCAACUGGCACUUUAUGAACCAGCGGAGGCGCAGACCGGUGAGAAAGAGGGACCGCACCUUCAACUAUAGCGCCGAUAAUUAUUGCACCAAGUAUGACGAGACUACCGGCAUAUGCCCAGAUGGAGACGAGUGUCCAUUUCUUCACCGCACUGCUGGAGACACAGAAAGACGUUACCAUCUUCGUUAUUACAAGACUUGCAUGUGUGUCCAUGAUACGGAUACACGUGGAUUCUGUGUCAAGAAUGGACCUCAUUGUGCCUUUGCACAUGGCAAUCAUGAUCUUCGUCCACCUGUUUAUGACAUCAAAGAAAUACAAGCGCUGGAAAAUCCUGAUUCAGAUCCUAAUUCAUCGUCAAACGGACCAAACAUACUUGACAAGGAAAGAAAUUUAAUGAACGAAGACCCAAAGUGGCAAGAUACAAAUUAUGUACUCAGUAAUUAUAAGACAGAGCCUUGCAAACGUCCUCCAAGACUAUGCCGUCAGGGUUAUGCUUGUCCACAAUAUCACAAUAGUAAGGAUAAAAGACGUAGUCCACGUAAAUAUAAAUAUCGAUCAACACCAUGUCCUAAUGUAAAGCAUGGAGAAGAAUGGGGUGAACCGGGUAAUUGCGAACAGGGAGAUGCUUGCACAUAUUGUCAUACGCGUACAGAGCAGCAGUUUCAUCCUGAAAUUUACAAAUCAACAAAAUGCAAUGAUGUGCAGCAGGCCGGUUACUGUCCACGCGGAGUCUUCUGUGCAUUUGCACAUGUCGACCGUGAGUGUACCCUCAUAAAUCUGUUGCCAACAGAAGAAAUGAGCCUGGCGAGGGACAUGGCGGUACCUAUAGAUUGUGGCACCAAUCUGGCAGAUAUUCUCAGUAAUGCGCUUCCACCUGACAAGCGCAGUCAUGAAAAAGAUAAACCGCUUAGCGAUAGCAGUAAUGGAAGCGGCGAAGUAUCAGAGUCAGCAAGUACCAGUAGCAUUGGUAGCAACAGUUCACACAGUAAAGCUCCUGGUGCUCAACUUCAUAAUUCUAAUUCAAAUACCGCUGUAAAUACUUCCACUCAACAGAAGUUAAGCAUAUUGUACAAUCCUAGUUCUCUUCUCCAGGUUGGUGAAAUUCGAAAGCAAAUGGUUGCUAUAGAUAGUGAUCCUUUAUUAACAAAAGCUGAGAAGGCUCAACAAAAACAAAGUUUAUACAUAGCAUAUAGUUUGAAUGGAACUUUGGGCAGUCAUUCGUUAGCAACUACCGUCUCACCACUUUCAAGUUCAUUUUAUCCAAAUGAUACCGUUGAGUCUGUAGUAGGAAAUGCAUUAGAGGAGUUGCAUUUAGAUGAUCCUUUAAAUUUAGUUGAAACAAUUCAUAGGGAUACUAAUUCACCAAUUAGCAAUUCAAUAUCGGCAGGCCUAGCAAGUUCUGGAUUAUUGGGAAGCUCAGCUCCGGUUAACAUCCCUGAACGGAUGGCUGAACGUUCGGUUCUUACCAAUUUUUCACCCUCUACGUCCAGUCCACUUCAGCAGCUUCAUUCAGCAAGUUUUCUUACUGGAUCCAGAUUUUCUCAUCAAGAUUCUAUGGAGUCGACAAUGCCAUUUAUGAAUCAAGUAUCAGAUCCAUUUAGCAAUCAUAUCUCACAACUUAGCAGUUCAGCAUCUAAACUUAGUGGAUUCAAUAGUAGCUUAUUUGAUUUUACGAAUCAAGGAAUGUCUCCAUCUCGUACACAACCUCUCCCAGCAUCUCCGUUGGUCAAUGCAUUUUCCAUCAGUCCUAGUAAUACAGGAUCUUUGUCCGAGGUACAGAGGCUUAGAGAAGAAUUAACAUCAAGUCGCGCUCAAUUAGCAACAUGGGAAGAACGAAUUAAUCAAGCUAGAGCAGCUUGUGCGGCAUGGCAAUUAGAAACCGAAGAAGCUGCGAGUAGAGCAAGAAUCGCUGAACAGCAAAGAGAUGAAGCCUUAUUGAAAGUAAAAGCUUUGACGGCCGAAAACGAAGCGUCCAGCGGUGGCCCUUACCUUCAUACGCUAAGAAGAACAAGUGAACUCAGAUCGUUAUCGAUAGCUGCGUUAAAAUCAAUUCAGUCGCAGCUUCGCUCGGAUCUUGAAGAAGUAGAAAAGGUGCUGUACAGAGAAACGGCAACAAAGUGCAUGGUUUGUGAGGAACAAAAUCGCACUGUUACCCUCUCACCCUGUAACCACUACGUGGUCUGCUCGACGUGCGCUCCAAAUCAACGAGAGUGCCCGUACUGCCAGACUCCGGUUGUCUCCACGAGUUAGGUCUGAAUACUUUGUUAGAACUUCCCGUUGUUACAAUUACCGCAGUUUUUCAGUAACAAGGACAAAUACUAUCUCAGAACUCUAAUGUGAGAGGAACGUUAGAAAACUUCAUAUGAAACCAGUACUUUGAACAUGACGAUGGUAUAUAAAAGAAUUUCAAGAAAUUUUACUGCGGAACACGUAAGAUCACAAUAGAGGAGCUGAAACAAAUUACAGCAAUAUUAUAAUUUGACUAUCGCCAAAGUUAAUACGGAUGUGAUAAGACUUCGUGUACGUAGUCUCUAUUUGUCAUAUUUCUUGUGUCAACAGUUAUUAUCUGUUAUAUAGCUUGUCUAUAAAGGUUCUGAUGUCGCAUCCUCUAUAUUAAGAACACAUAUUAUUCAUCUUGGAAUGGAAAACAUCUUUAUUUAAUGUAUAAUUCAAAGUACAUUUAUUAGCCAGGGUGCUAGCUGAAAUAGUUAGCAUUUAUAAACCGGUAUGUGUAUCGGUUACAUAACACAUCAGGUAAAAAGAAAUAAUAUAAUCAGAAUGAUGAUGACGAUGAUGAUGAUGAUGAUGAUGAUGAUGAUGAUGAUGAUGAUUAUGGUGAUGAUGAUGAUGAUGAUGAUGAUGAUGAUGAU